AUGGCUGAGAGCUCAACUUCUCCAUACACGACCUGGGAAUCAACGGCCGACCAUGAAAUAACGCCAGAACUUGUAUUCAGUUUAUUGAGCCCCAUCCCCGACGAUGUCUGGACCGCAGCCGCCUGUGUCGACCGCACCUUGGACGAUACCACCUCACAACAGUCCCUUUUAAUCCACGGAAUCGCCAGGACAGAUAAAGCUGCACAACGAUGCGCAGAAGUAAAGUCAAGACCAACAUCCGUAGACGUCCAACAAUCCCAGCACGAUAUCCUACGUCAACAUUUCCAGAGCAACCACGGCGAUGCCCAGCUCGUGCAACUGCGCUCUAUCCUCUUGCGACGUUUGGACAGGCUGAACACGUACGUGGAGAUGGAAAAGGUGUCGGCAGGAGUUGAAGAAGAGAAUGUCGUUGAGGAUGAAAUUGAGGAAUGGGAGGACGAUCCGUGGGCAGACAGCGAAACUUCAUCCACCAAGCCGACUCCAAAGACCAAGUCGGUCGCGAAGCUUCCGUUGACAUUGUCGGAAUUCCUGCUCAACGACCUCGUAACUUCAGCACAAAACCUGGCUACUCAGCAGUUCUUCGAUGCGAUCCAAUUAAUGUUCAAGAAACACAGGUCCGAGCUAUGGCCUUCGCGGUUCGCCAUUCUUGACGCCAUACCAGAACACGCCGUGCCAUCCUCUUACCGGCAUCUCCUCCCCGGACUUGACAAUGCAACCAACCUUGAACUCGUCUGGCCCCAAGAGCCUUGGAGACCAGAGCCCGACGUCUCAGAACAAUCAGAAAUUCGAAGCGUCUUGCGAGAAAUUGAAGUCGGGUUCAAUGAGCUCGUCCUUACCAACGACUUGCCAGUAAUCACAGAGCCCCUGGAGGCUGAAGCAUUGCGCAAGUGGUACUCCAAUCAGGUCGACGUUAUCAUCCAAGCGACAGGAAUUGUUGACGCCGCACUCGCCAUCGUCCAGCACGGCGCUUCCCAAGGCAUCCCAGGUCUGGACGAGCUUGGGGAAGAGCUCAGCCUUCUCUCGCGCCUCGUCUAUGACACCCCGCAGGCACAGUUUACAAACGACGACUGGACCGUAUCUCGCUGGAGGUCCAUGUCCCCAGAAUCCGUCGUCCGCGCCUACCUCGCCCAUUCGCCGCCCGAAUCACUGCCUCAAGACAUUUCUAGCCUCGUGAUGCCUUACCUCUAUGUUCUAGAAGCCAGAGCAGAAAGAGCGGGAUCACCAGACCCCGAUUUACCGAACCGCCUCCUCUACGACUACAUCCUUUCGAUUCCGCUCGAACACGCUGCCGCCGUCUUCGAAGCAUCCAAACCAACACUGCCGGCAUCGCAGCGCGUUCUGCGCGACGACGAAGAUGUAGCUCGUUUGGCACUGGCAUGCCUUUAUGGCAGCGAGAGCCUCAGCGAAUGGCCUACGAUGAGUCGGAUAUUCGAGUGCAUGCCCGCGUGGGACACUGUAGACGAGGGCGAGACUGACGAAGAAGCCGCCGAUACAACAAUUAGGGCACUCGGUAACUUUGUGGCUCCGUCUACCUCCCGUACAUCAUGCGCUCCGAAGGAUUUGUUGACCUUUUUCAAACCACUGUCCAUCCAAGCACUAUCCCGAGCACUCGACAUCCUGGACGUUCAUCUGGAGUCCGGGGAGAUCCUGUCCAGAUGGAGCGUACCCGCCCCUCUACGAUGGUUCUUGAGAAGUCACGACGACGUUAACGAGCAACGCGCCUGGGCUAAUCGCAUGGCUCGUCGGGCUGGCGGCUCGGUCGAUCCCCUUACUACCAUGGAAGAUUGGGAAUGGCUUCUCGAAGACAUGUUGAAGCUGACAGAGUCUAACGAAUCCGGGCUGCGUGGGGCAUUCGGGUUGCUGGCGAGAGACGAGGUCUUAUCAAUCUACUUCAGCGGUUUACUUAGCACAGGGAAAUUCGAUAUUGCCAAGGCCAUGUUGCGGGGCUCGCACCCAAAAAUCAGUCUUUCCCCAGAAGUUGUUGAGGACAUCUGCCUGAAAUGCUCUCGCGAACUCUACGAUAACGCGAGCUCAGGAAACUACAAGAUUGGCGAUAUGAAGCUUGCAUACGACUGCCUCGACGUACCACCGUUGUCGGACCAGAUACAGCUCGAAAAAGAGUUCAUUGAAGCGACCUCUAGAAUUUGUUCCUUCAAUGUGAUAUCCCGCGCUGGCGUUCCGAUUUCACCUAUCGAAAUCCGCUUGACCAAGGACCGAUUGUCACUCGUUUCCCAAGUCCUCUCGAGUAAUAGCGAUGCGUACAAGCACACUGAAGUCAUGCUCGACCUUACCUACAAGCUCGGCUUCCGCGACGACGUAUCUGCCACAGUCAAGGUCCUCGCCAUGCUUGCAGAGACGGCACUUCAGAUGGAAGACUUCACACGCGCUUUCGAGUGUACUCAACGCAUGGUCGCCAUCAUCCACGACUUACAGACCACCCAAAGCCUUUUGUCAGACGACAGCAAACUACGGGAAGCAGUAGAGGUCUGUUGGAUCGCCUGCUUCCAGCUGGGCCGGCAACCGGAAUACCCUAGCCUCGACAACAAAAUGAAGUUACUUGGUCAGGCCUUGGACCUCUGUCCCACUGACAGGAUGCACGACGUCUUAACCGCAUGGAGGAGGAUGCAGAAGGAAGACAUUGAACGCCGAGAGGAGAGACUCAAUUCGCAACAGAGCGAUAUCAUCCAAACAGCGCGUCCCGCCGCUGGUACCAGCUUCAUUCCUCGUACUGUCGCUUCCUCCUUACGCGCCCGCCUUCACGACCUCCAUAUGCCUUCACCACCGCUACUCAGCACCCCCGAUGCCGCAGCUUUGGCAACCAAAACCUUCAAAACUGUCGCUUCCAAUUUCCCUUUUGCUCUCCAUCGCUCUCAUUCAGCGGCAUCGGAUGAUAGGAGCGCGGGACGCAGUGAAGCUUCUUGGCGUGAUGUUGAGGUAUCUUCGCAGGCAUCAAGAGCGCUGUCUAAAGGCAUCGGUUGGUUGAUUGGAGCAGACGACGAGUAGACAGCACCCGACGUGUCGUAGGAUUCACGAUAUAUAUGCAAUUCAUCAUACUACUACGUGUUGUACAGUAAAAGGAGUG
Molecule: messenger RNA, 3082 nt
Organism: Coprinopsis cinerea okayama7#130
Lineage: Eukaryota; Fungi; Basidiomycota; Agaricomycetes; Agaricales; Psathyrellaceae
Exons: 3
Coding region: 1-3003 (1000 amino acids)
Biological process (GO): retrograde vesicle-mediated transport, Golgi to endoplasmic reticulum
Cellular component (GO): Dsl1/NZR complex; endoplasmic reticulum membrane
Molecular function (GO): SNARE binding
Source: RefSeq, a predicted model, not a curated record